CCGAUGUAUGCUUGCCUCAUCUGCCUCUAAGUCCGGCAUGGCCUUGCAAGACUCAUCCCGCCGACACCGACACUCUUGACAGACAUGGCACGGAACGCACACGGGCGCAACCGACAUAACACCACGGCUGAUUUCCUCAUCACCGGCACUUCCAGGCGCAGUCGUACCCAAGCAGCCCAAAUCAGAAAUCAGGCUCGAGAACUCGAAGAGCACCGUGCAUUCCUCGAAGAAGUCUCCAUCGCACAACAACUAGGAAUCGUCGAUGCUAGCUAUGCUCAACAAUUUGCGGGACCACCACAUGAAGACGACGAACAAGAACGAUCACAGUUUGAACCGCUUAUUGGUAGUUACGUUGGUGAAGACUUUGAGAAUGACGUGGAGCAACUUCCCUGCGCGGCACAUGCUGCUUACCACCGUGCUCGCCGAUACGCCGAAGGUCGAGAACGAAUGAGCCAGCGAUGGUCCGAAUUGGAAGAACAAGUUGCUGCCGCAUUCUUAAUCUGUCAAAAAGCAACCAAGAACUGGACCUCGCUACCAGGUACCUACACCCUCCCCCCAAAUACAUGUACCUGUGAUCCCAUCAAUGUUCAAGAGCGAAGCAUGGAUCUGUUUGAUAUCAUCUCUAGCUCCCCUGAUGUUCCACGGACUGCGUUCUCCAUCCGUCUUCUUCAAUUCCAUGAGCUCCUUUGGCAGACUGCUGUUGUUUCCACCUCCUCGUUUGUCCAAGCACUGUCGGCUUUUUUGGAAAUGCGCAGCGACACUCCGUUGUAUGCCCAAGGGGGAAACUAUAGGAAAAGGAACUUGAGGGUACCACUUUCACACAGUAUUGACAUGUUUUCUCGCAUUCGACUCAUCCAACAGAAAAUCUUAAUUGAAGGAUUACAACUCAGUCAGAACGACCAAUGGGCUAACCAGUGCCCACGCUGUUUUGGCCCAAACCAACACGAAGUCAAAUCCCACCCCAAAGAACCUGACAUAAUAAUUGCACUCGAUGUCAACUUCCAGCAGCGCCACUAUGCUUAUGCUAGCAAAGAUAACCCACCGGAAUCCCAUUAUCCUCGUAGCUUUGUCAAGCCAUCAAAAAUCACUAAUGUUGCUGAUACACUCACAGCCACAGAUGCUUCAGCAGUUGGUAUCGAUCCUCCAUGUGCCGACGUCCACAAGGCUGCAAAUGAUGCUCGGGGGGAAACAACUUGGGAGAAGUGUGAUGACAAUGGACUGUUCGCAAGUGCUUGUCGCCAUGACAUUCCUCUGAUGUUUGCCAACAUCUACAAGACUGGAGAAAAAUUAUACUACCCUAUAGCGCUUGUAAGGAAUCUAUUGGCUGACUUCCCUCAACACAAGGUAGGAAUACUUUAUGACAUUGGCUGUCACCUUGAAAGACAUGUGAGACGUCGAGGACUUUUAAGCGACCGGCUGCCUGACUUGAUUUUUGGCACAUCUGUCUUCCAUGCUUAUGUGCAUGAGUGGUCUUGCCAGGUCAAGUAUAAUCCACGUCUGAAUCCAUGGUGGGGUCUAUCAGAUGGAGAGUGUCUUGAGAGGCUCUGGGCUUUCCUAUCACCACUAAUAUCCACCCUCCGUGUCUCAACCCGGCUACAUCGGCUCACUUCAAUCCAGCAUCGUGCGGAUUACUACACUAAGGAGUUGAAUGAGAAGGCAGCCUACUGGCUCUUACAGAAAUUGGAACACGCGAACGAAGUCAUCUCCUCAUCAAGGCAAGAACUAGCCGAGCUUUACCAGAGACCCAACAACUACACCCCUGGAUCAAACUACAACAGUCAUUUCCUUGAGCAGCAGUGGAGUGAUGAGCAAGCUUACCAUCUGCACACCUCCCGCACAUCAGAAAAGCAACAACUGGAACUUGGUCGGCUGUUGUGUCUUGAAGAGGAGCUGAAUAAAGCCUGGCAAUUGAUGGGUGAUGCCAUGACCCCGGAACAGGCACUCACUCAAGCAAACACAUGUGUGUCAGUUCAAAGGCAACUUCAGGCACAACGAAAUAUCGUAGGGACAACUGGCCUGGCAGAUAACUUGACACAAAUACAGCAGGAUAAGCUUGCAAUGGUUUGGUAUACCAAAACCGAGUUACGCAAGAGUUUCUUGGCACUCAUUGAAGAGAAGGAACCCCUGCUCAGAGUAUGCCGUCCUGGAGAAUCUUCAACUCUUGGUACCCGCGGGCAACAGAAGCUUAUUGAAGCCCUCCGAAAGCGAGCUGGUUCCCUUCGAGAAAAUCUGGACAACUACAACCGACUGACACACGAGUUUAUUGCAAGUAACCCCGACCGACCAGCACCUCCCAUUAUUUCGUAUCCCGAUCUACUUGAAUUACAGCCAGACGAUAUGUUUUGGAAUGAUGGGCUCUUUACAAAUGCUAGCGAGCCAUGGGCUGUUGAUCCAUUGACUCAGCGAGGUAUACGUCGACUUGCUUGCCUUCAACGUGGACUUGAGGAAGUUAGACGGCUUGGUUGGGAGGUCAGAAGGACCAUGAGAUGGGCGACCGAACGACAUAAAAAACUGGCGAAACUGAUGAGACUAUUAGUCAGGGUUCCUGAUAACGGCAGCAGCAUCCCUGAGGAAUUGGAGCGACUUGUUGGCCAUUCCCACUUGACAAAUACAAUGGUGAUGGCCAAUAGGCUAAAUGCUGCUUGUGUGAUUGUCCAUUCUAGUCUGAUUCAGAUUCUCUCUUUGCAACUUGAAUGGCACAUCAAACUGCCCAAAGUCUUUGUCAAAACAACUUCCCAACUUGAAGAUGAACCGCUAUUGAGAGACUGGAAUUCUCAAAUCGAUCGAAUCAAGCAAGCCAUUGCGUAUGGGUUGAUCUCAGGGAUACCAGGCGACUUCUCGGAGGCACUAAUCGUCACUCUCACUGGAGACCUACCCAACCCCCGCGAGUCACGGCCUGUCUUGAACCAACCCGAUCUUUCUGCCAACUUGCCCGACCAACCCAACCAUGCUGACAGCCUACUCAACCAAGAACAGCCACUGCAUUUCAACCAACCCAAUCCACCAAAUGUUGCUGAAGAGUUACCCAACAUCCACCAGCCACUGCCUGUCAUGGAUGAAGCUGAAGGAGAUGAAAUUGAUGAGGAGGAGGCUUACCAUGCAGACAUGGAAAAUAUUCUAUCUGAAACCAUGAGGGCUGAUCUUGAGCAAGACACAGGGGUUGAAGUAUGA
Molecule: messenger RNA, 3171 nt
Organism: Puccinia graminis f. sp. tritici CRL 75-36-700-3
Lineage: Eukaryota; Fungi; Basidiomycota; Pucciniomycetes; Pucciniales; Pucciniaceae
Exons: 9
Coding region: 85-3171 (1028 amino acids)
Source: RefSeq, a predicted model, not a curated record